UGAUUGGCGGAGCAGACUGACCGCAGAUAGGUGAAGAUGGCCGCAGCGGUGCUGCUGCUCCUGCUCGGACUCCCCGCGGGUCCCGGACUCUCCUCCGGCUCCGGUCCGGACUCUGAGCGCGGCAGGAUGGUGCUGAGUCGCGUGCGGAACCUCGCCGCUCAGCCCAGGUACGGAGGGUGUUGGGCGCGAGCUCUGGAGGACCUGGACACGCGCUGCAGGGACCUGACGUCAGAGAGCCAGAGCCGGAUCGCGCUGAAAUUCACCUUCUGUCACCUGAGCAGCUCAGGCAGGGAUUUCCCAUCAUGCCCCGAGGGGUCAGAGGUCAGCAGGUGCACAGGUGCUAUGGACGCCGUGGCCUUUAACACCUACACUGAGUUCUUCACCCACACUCACUCCAUCUGUCACUUCCUGCAGUCUGAAGCCUGGCAGAGCCGAGCUGAGAACACCAUGUACAGGUUAACAGAGAGUUCAGCAGGUGUAGCUGAGCAGCUUGAGUCCACAAGGCAGAUGGCUGAGGACCUGAGAGAUGCCCAGAGUGCCGCCUUAGAGGCACAGCAGGAGAUCCUGAACAAUGGGGAGGAGCUGAGACUCACCCUUCGAGACUCAACAGAGGGCCUGCGCUCGGUGUUCUCGGAGCUGAGCAGCGUCUCCAGGGAGCAGCAGGUGGCGCUGUCCGAACUCUUCAACAGGGUUUCCUUCCUGCAGAGCUUCCUGCUGAUGGAGGCUCACAGUCUGAGCUCCUGCUGCUACAACGCUGCUGCUCUCUGCACCUCCUACCUCCUCACCUCCACCCAGCGCUCCUCCAGAGCCAGGUUGGUGUUGUUGGGUUUGGUGUGUUUAAAUUUCUACCUGGAGAGGAAAAUCUACCAGUUUGUGAUGGACUCUGAUCAUCCUGAACACAAACACAUGGAGCUGGUCAGUGCGUAUGUCAGUGUGUUGCGGCGCUUCAUGGUGUGUCUCGGCGUGUGCGUCCUGCUCUGUGUGUGCGUUCGGUACAGAGACCCGGUCCAGCAGAGUCUGCAGGUGCUGCAGCAGCUCAGGGAGACGCAGCGAGGCCUGCAGGAGGCGCUGCAGCACGCAGGUGAGCUGCACGCAGAGUUUUUGGGGGAGCGACAGAAGAAGACUGAGGAUCAGCUGCAUGUGAAGGUGAAGAGGAGAUCAGAGAGCAGAAGAAGAGAGGCGACGCUGACGAGGAGGAAGGAGGUAAAAAGAGAAGAGGAGGAGGAAGAAGAAGAGGAGGGAACAUUGGUAUCUCCGACCUCAGAAGACCUGUCUCACCUCUCUGUCCUGGGUUGGAGCACUGACAGUAUUCUCAGCAGCACAGUGAACAGCAGCCUGCAGCCAUACACUACCCACAAUGCCUCAGUGAGUCCUGCUAGGCGUCCUCGUCGCCUCUCCUCCGCCUCCUCCCCCCUGGUCUACAGCAUCCUGGUGGAGGACAAACAGAUUCCCUUUCUUACACCGGAGAUCCACCGGACCGCCAGCUCUCUUACGUGCAUGCGACCUGUCCGUGCGCACACAGUGGGGAGAGACGGAGCGAGGGAGUUGUGUUGUCCAGCGCCAGAAACUGUAAAGAAAAGAAAAUAAAGUUGUGAACACUUG
Micropterus dolomieu (smallmouth bass) is the source of this 1602-nucleotide messenger RNA. RefSeq lists its product as uncharacterized. The coding region runs from base 37 to 1587 and encodes 516 amino acids. NCBI's taxonomy places the organism in Eukaryota, Metazoa, Chordata, Actinopteri, Centrarchiformes, Centrarchidae. The transcript has 10 exons. The record is from RefSeq and is a predicted model, not a curated record.